Molecule: messenger RNA, 2919 nt
Organism: Dichotomopilus funicola
Lineage: Eukaryota; Fungi; Ascomycota; Sordariomycetes; Sordariales; Chaetomiaceae
Product: armadillo-type protein
Exons: 6
Coding region: 1-2919 (972 amino acids)
Biological process (GO): protein import into nucleus
Cellular component (GO): cytoplasm
Molecular function (GO): small GTPase binding
Source: RefSeq, a predicted model, not a curated record
AUGGCGUCCAAUGGACCCCAGGAUACUUUUGCGGCGCCCAACGUGCUGGCAGCUAUGCUGACCAUGCGGACCGGGGAUAAUGACAAGAAGAAGGUCGCCGUUGACUAUCUUGGAAAGUUUCAGAAAUCGAACGACGCUUGGACGACCACGAUAUUGAUCCUUCAGACCUCGACCGAAGCCGAAGCGCAGCUCUUCGCCGCGACGACCCUAAAGGGCAAGAUUACAUAUGAUUUGGGGACCCAAAUCUCUGAGGCGGACCUGCCAGCGUUGCGCAGCCAAAUUUUGUUGCUGCUGAAGAAGUUCGCGCCGGGCCCGAAGCCCGUCCGAGUCCAGCUGUGUGUAUGCCUGGCGAUCCUGGCUAUCCAGAUGCAAACAUGGAAGGACGUCCUGCCCACCGUUGUCUCGACCCUGGGGAACGACGUCGAAAGCCACGCCUGCAUCCUGGAUUUCCUACGCGUGCUCCCAGAGGAGGUCACAGAAGGCCGAAAAAUCACCUUGUCUGAAGAAGAUCUCACCCAGAGGACAUCGGAGCUUCUGGGGGACAAUGCCCAGCAGGUUGUACAACUGCUCACCAACUAUGCGCAGUCAUCCCCCGCCGCCGCGACAAAUCCCCAGUUGUUUGACUGCAUCAGUUCCUGGCUUCGGGAGGUGCCCGUCAGCGUCAUUGUCAAUUCCCCGUUGAUGGAUGCGGUCCUUCACGGGGUGACCGACGACAAGUCCCUCUUGGCUGCGGCGGACUGUCUGGGGAUUAUCUGCAGGGAAACCAAAGACGUGGACGACAACCUGGAGACGAUUCAAGCUCUGCUGCCCAAGGUACUGCAACUGCGCCCUCGUAUCCAAGCCUUGGUGGACGAUGACGACUCCGAGGGGUUCAAGGCCAUCACUAGGGUAUUCGCAGAUGCCGGCGAGUCAUGGGUUCUGAUUAUCGCUCGGCAACCCCAGCAUUUCCGGCCCUUGGUUGAAUGUUUGCUAGAGUGUUGCGCCAGGGACAAAGAGAAGGAUGUCAUAGGUUACACCUUCUCCUUCUGGUAUGAGCUGAAGCAGUACUUAACGCUAGACCACUACAUGGAGGCCCGAGUCCAGCUCCUCGAUGUCUACGCCCAGCUUGUCGACAUCAUGCUCAAGCAGCUCGAGUACCCAUUCUCCGACAACCCGAACGAACUCGAUCUCUUUGAUGGCGAUAGGGAGCAGGAAGAGAAGUUCCGCGAGUUCAGGCACCACAUGGGCGACACUCUCAAGGAUAGCUGCGAGGUUAUGGGUGUCGCCGCGUGUCUGACCAAAGUACACGACGCCAUCAAGGUAUGGCAGGAAAAGUAUGGGAAUCAAGCGACACCGACGUCUGUACCGCACUGGCAAUCUCUCGAGGCUCCCCUCUUUGCAAUGCGGGCUAUGGGCCGGAUGGUGGAAUCGAACGACAGCAGCGUGCUGCCCCAAAUCUUCCCACUUCUCGUCCAAAUCCCCAUCAGCAAUGAGAAGCUACGGUUUGCUGCGAUCAUGGUGUUCGGACGCUACACUGAGUGGACCGCAGCCCACCCAGAGUUUCUUGAGCCCCAGUUCCAGUAUAUUGUUUCCAGCUUCCAAGCCGACUCCCAGGAGAUCCUCCGCGCCGCUGCCCAAGCAUUCAUGUACUUUUGCGUGGACUGCAAGCAUCUCCUUGGGUCACAAGUUGUUCAGCUUCAAGCCUUCUACGACCAGAUCCUGGACAAGCUCCCGGUCUCGAGCAAAGAGGAAGUUACGGAAGGCGUUGCUUACGUUGUUGGUGUCCAGAAGACGGAAGACAUGCUCAAGCUUCUCAAGCUCUACUGUGAUCCCUUGGUGCGGCGGCUGAUGGCCAAGGCCGAUAUCGCCACAGAGAACAAGGCAAAGCUUGAUCUCGCCGAUCACAUUAAUCUUCUCACUUUCUUCGUUCAGCAUGUUGUUCCAUACAUCCCCAGCAACGAGGAGAACCCGGCAGUUGAGUACUGGCAGAGUGUCUUCCCCAUUCUGUCGAGGAUCCUCGACGAGUUUAUCAACUUCGCCCCGAUCUGUGAGAGGGUCUGUCGCUCUUGGAGAUUUUUGGUCAUUUCCUACCGGACUGCUAUCACGCCUCUCUUAGGCCCCCUCGCAAACAAGUUGGCUGAAGGCUUCGCCAAAUCCAAACAGGGCUGUUUCCUCUGGGCUACGAGUGCCAUCCUACGGGAGUUCUCCGAGGAUAGGGAACACGUUGAAGAAGGCAUUACUGACAACAUCUACGUUUUCUUCGAAGCACAGGCGACAAGCGUGCUCCGUAUCAUGAGUGAUCUCCCGCCGGUCGACCUCCCCGACGUCAUUGAGGAUUUCUACCGUCUCCUCAUCGAUGCGCUACUCUACUACCCCGCCAAACUCAUCCCCUCCCCCCUUUUCACCCCCAUAUUCCAAGCCGCCAUCUCCUCUCUAGCCCUCGAAAAACAGGAACCAGUCUCCGCUGCGCUGCACUACCUUCGCGACCUUCUCACAUACGGCGGUACCAACCCAGCCGCCUCCGGCACUGACCUCGGCCCCGCCGGCCAGCAACUCCGUCAAAUUGUCAAGCAGCUCCUCCUGACGCAGGGCGAAGCCCUCGUCAAGCAAACCCUCGCCGGCAUGAUGAUCACCUUUCCCCGAGACUGCUUCGCCGACGGCAGUGGCGUGCUCCUCGGCAUGUUUGAGCUGCUUCCGAUCGAGACAGCCCAGUGGGUUGACCGAACUGUCCGCAUGCUCCCGCAAGGCACCAUCACACCGGCCGAAGCCGACCGCCUCCUCGCCAAGAUCCGCGAGAAACUGCAAGGCACAGACCCGGCGCAUGUUCGUCAGAUCCGGGUACUUCUGCAGGACUUUACGAAUACCUACCGCCGACGAUAUGUUGCACCGCGCGAUGGGUUGGGUGAGCUGGAGGCUGCGCGUUUCCACUUUUCGGGAUAG